AUGUUCAGUCGAUUCACCCGGCCGCAGAGCGCUUUGCGCGCGGUUUCCUCCUUGUCCGCCAAACCUACCUCCGCCUUCUCACGCUUCCAGACCCGUUCUUUGCACCGUAUCCCCCAAUUGCAACACGAUGCCUACUACAAGGAGAAUGGUGUGCCGGAGUUCCUCUCGCCCGAGGCUUUUGAUUUCGCCUGGACUCAAUACCAGACCGUGCUUGUUGACAAGCUAAACCUGUUGACACAAGACACCGUCGACGCGGACUCCAAGCCCGGAGAAUUGCUGGUCAAGUACUCUCGGCGUCCGGAGAUGGCCUCGGUCUUCAACUAUGCCUCAAUGGCCCACAACAACCACUUCUUCUUUAACUGUGUGUCCCCCACAGCCACCACCAUCCCCGAGAAGUUCUCCAAGGACAUCAUCGACACCUGUUCCUCCGUCGAGUCCCUGAAGAUGGAUUUCCUCGCCACCGCAAGCUCCAUGUUCGGCCCCGGCUUUGUCUGGCUCGCCAAGAACCUCGAGCGUGAAGGCAUGAUGCACAUCUUCUGCACCUACAGCGCCGGCUCGCCCUACCCAGCCGCCCACUCUCGCCGCCAGCCCAUCGACAUGGCUACCCACACCCCCGAAGCCCAGCUCGGCAACCAGUUCGCCGGUUCCAUGGGCGCCCACGCUGAGAACCAGAAGAGCCUCGCACCCGGCGCUCUCGACCUCCAGCCCAUUCUCUGCGUCAACACCUGGGAGCACGCUUGGAUGAUGGACUACGGUAUCGCCGGAAAGGACGAAUACCUUGAGCGUUGGUGGGAUCGGAUUAACUGGGAUGUGGUCUUCGAUAACUACAAUGCCGUCAGCUCGAUGAAGGGCUCGCGGAAGUCCAUCACCCGGAAUCGGACCAUGGGCAUGCUUUGA
Molecule: messenger RNA, 897 nt
Organism: Penicillium olsonii
Lineage: Eukaryota; Fungi; Ascomycota; Eurotiomycetes; Eurotiales; Aspergillaceae
Source: the annotation of a GenBank genome assembly